Molecule: messenger RNA, 1284 nt
Organism: Pistacia vera
Lineage: Eukaryota; Viridiplantae; Streptophyta; Magnoliopsida; Sapindales; Anacardiaceae
Product: IQ domain-containing protein IQM3-like
Exons: 9
Coding region: 458-1141 (227 amino acids)
Source: RefSeq, a predicted model, not a curated record
UCUGCAGUUGUUGCUGAAGAGCUGUGUCUCUUUCUUCAAUUUUCACAGACCUGAAACUGCAGCAUCACGUUGGACUAGGAUCCGCUUAAUCGCUUCAAAGGUUGGAAAAGGUUUAAGUAAAGAUGCCAAGGCACAAAAACUAGCCUUCCAACAUUGGAUUGAAGCUAUUGAUCCAAGACAUCGAUAUGGUCAUAAUUUGAACUUGUACUACGAAGAGUGGUGUAAAAGGGACACAGUGCAGCCAUUUUUCUACUGGUUAGACAUUGGAGAAGGCAAAGAGGUUAAUCUCAAGGAUUGCCCAAGAUCAAGGCUACAGCAAGAAUGCAUUAAAUAUCUUGGACCGCAAGAGAGGAAACAGUACCAGUAUAUCAUUGUUGGAGGAAAAUUUGUGCACAAACAAACUGGAAACCUUCUCAACACAAAUCAUGGAUUGCGCGGUUCAAAAUGGAUAUUUGUGAUGAGUGCCUCCAAAACAAUUUAUGCUGGUGAGAAACAAAAGGGAUUAUUCCAUCAUUCCAGCUUCCUAGCUGGAGCGGCCACUUUGGCAGCAGCAAGACUGAUGCCACAAGAUGGAAAGCUCAAGUCUGUAUCAGCAUACAGUGGACAUUACCGCCCGACAAAUGAGAACCUUGGCUGCUUCUUGGCCUUCCUAAAGGAGAAUGAAAUCAAUGUUGAUGAAGUCAAGGUAUUUUCACCUAGUGAAGAUAAUGAGAGCAGUGAUACCAGCAAAUAUGGAGAUUUGAUAGGUCCUGAAGCACCCAAACCACAAGUUUCUAGUGCAGUUGACAAAAAACAAACCUUUAAGUCAAAUGCAUAUGCUCGAACUGGGAGAACAAUAAGUUACAAAAGAACCUUAUCCAGCAAUCUGCAGAACCCAAGGACAAGUGUGCAAAAGAAGGAGAUCUUGCAGAGGAUUCAAAGCAAAAAGGAAGCGAGUUCAUACCAAUUAGGGAACCAACUAUCUUUGAAAUGGUCAACAGGAGCAGGACCAAGAAUCGGGUGUGUUGCUAAUUACCCUCAGAAUUUAAGAGCACAAGCUCUGGAAUAUGUUAACCUCUCACCCAGGGAUGCUGCAACACAACAAACCUCUGAAAUUCCUGCUGAUCACAAAUCCUUAGCAAAGUUAUGCGUUAUAAUGUGACCUCAUGUUUAGGAGUCAUCUAUACUUCUAACUUGUUCCUCUACUUUGUAUGUCAAAUAUAUAUAUCAGCUACAAUGAAUUCAUGUGGCAUAUUUUCUCACAUGUAACGGACCAUUUAAGUGAAAUGCAUUGUCACCAAAUAU